AAAACUCAGACUGCUUCUAGAUAAGUUUUUGGACCAAAAAAAUGUUUCUGUUCAUUACGGAAUAUGAGACCUUGUGAAUCUUCGCUGGUGCAUCUUUUUUUGUAUUAAGCUGGUCUUUGUAAGAAAAUGUAGGCAUCGAUCAAAAAAUAGGAGGGGUAGUUUUUUAAAAAUAAAAAACAAAUAGGAGUAUAUUUCAAUAAUCAUUUUAUUUAUUAGGGGUUUAGUUGCUAUAUGAAAUAUUUUGACAAAGGGGUUAUAUUCUAAAUACACUUUUCUCCGUUGGUUGCUAAUAUGAACACUUGGGGAUAUUGAGAUUUCGAGUAGCGCUAUCUCUGGACAAGAACUUCACUUUUGGAGCAAAAAUGGCUUUCAAAUGCAAUUUAUAAUUCUGGGUUUAUCAUUUUUAGUAACUUGAUUUGGGAAUUGGUGUGUCUGGUUGUGGAGGGAUACGGCAAAUGGAUCAUUUCGUUCUAGCUACAGUUGGAAUUGGACCACCAAUCAAAAGAAGAGCUGGUUUGCGGAGGAAACAAGCUGGAAGGGGCUCUUACAGAGGGAGUUAGAGGCUGAUUACUCUGAUUUCCUGUUUUCGUUUGGAGAACAAACUUAACUUUACUAACUGGGGAUAAAGGUUUUGAAUGCAUGUGUUCAAAUAAGGAGAUCAUGGGUUUAAAUCAACUGCAGCAAAUUCUUAGAAUCCUCUGUUAUAAUACAGAGUGGAAUUAUGCUGUGUUUUGGAAGCUUAACUGUAAACCUAAAAUGCUGCUAACUUGGGAAGAUGCUUUCUUUGCUAACCAUGAACCACUUGAUCCUGCAAGGAAUUUAUCUGUUGAUUCUACCUCUGAGAACGAAGAUAAGAAUUACUUGCAGAACCCACUGGGAUUAGCCAUGGCAAAGAUGUCACCUCUUGUAUAUUCCUUAGGCGAAGGGAUUAUUGGUCAGGUGGCACUGACAGGAGAUCACCAGUGGAUUUUAACAGACAAGCCAACACCUACUACUUGGCUACCAUUGGAGUGUUCAGAUGGGUGGCACGCUCAAUUUUCAGCGGGUAUUAGGACUGCAGUUGUUGUAUCUGUUUUUCCACUUGGAGUCGUACAACUCGGAUCCCUGAACAAUGUCAUUGAAGAUGUUAAUCUAGUGAUCCUGGUCAAGAACCUACUCUAUUCACUUCAAAACCUCAUGGGGUGUUUUCCUAGUCAAGGAGAAUGCUUUGCAGGUAGUAACUUAUUUCUGGGAAAGAAAGAUGGUGUGAUGGCCGAGUGCAUAGGAGAAUCACUGAUGCCAAGUAAGGAUGAAAGCGCGGAGUCACGUCAACCACAAUCUGUGUGCAUUGGUCUGGAGCAUCUGAAACCAGCAAAAAUGAAUCUGUAUCGACAAAAAGAAUUAAUAGACGGGAUAAAGAAUAAUGAGCUACAAAAAGAUUCUAAACGGAAACCGGAUAUGCAUACCAAUUCAAGUUAUACUGGUGGAUCGAGUAAAUCCUUCAACUUUCCUGAUGGUUCUGAGCUGCAUGAAGCCCUUGGAUUGAGUUAUAUGAAAGAUAAUGAUAGUCGUCCAUGGAAUGAGCCGAAGAGAACAGAAAAUGGAACAAUUCCAGGUUCCCAGAAAGAGGUGGUCGAUAGCUGGCUUGAAGCAGAUCCCGAGUCAAGUGAUCUUUUAGAAGCCAUAGUGGGUAAUGCUGGACCUAAAUCUAAUGAUGUUAACGGUGAUGAAUCAUUCUGCAAACUGGAUCAUUCGGUUGUUACAGUUGAAAACCCCAUCAAAAUUCAUUGUUAUUUUAGGAAAUUCAGUAGUUCAGCAGGUGAACCAGUUAUUCCAUUUUCUCGCCUUGAAGAUGACACAAAUGAUUGCCUGAAUUCAAUUUCAAGCAAAGCGUGUGAGUCAUCAUUAAAGAGCACACGUACUGAACAACUGGAGAUGCAGGUGCAACCAGAUAAGAUCAACAAAAAAAGAGCCAGGUCUGACAGUUACAGACCUCGGCCGAGGGACAGACAGCUGAUCCAAGAUCGUGUUAAGGAGCUGCGACAUCUUGUGCCCAAUGGGUCAAAGUGCAGUAUCGAUACAUUACUGGCGCGUACAAUCAAGCAUAUGUUGUAUCUAGAAAGUGUUACUGAGCAUGCAGAGAAGUUAAAGAGAUGUGACGGUACAAAGUUGCAUGCUAAUGGGAUGGGCAUACUGGGAUCCUUCGAUUGUCCACAUGGUGCAAGCUGGGCGUUACAGGCGGAAAGUCAGGAAGAAGUUUGUCCAAUAACACUAAAAAGUUUUGAUGCAAGCGGGAAGAUGCUUGUAGAGAUGUUGUGCGAAGAUUGUAGCCAUUUUCUUGAUGUUGCAAGGGCCAUUAGAGAUUUGGGUUUGACCAUUUUAAAAGCUGCAAUUGAAGACCAUGGUAAGAAGACAAGGGGAUGCUUUCUUGUUGAGGGGGGGAAUGGCAGAUGCCUACAUCGGACGGAUGUCAUGUUGUCACUUGUGCAAUUAUUGAUACCUAAAAGUGCAAUCUGAUGAUGGAUGGUGUGAACUUGCCCUGCGUGACUAAGAUGAGAUAAUGUGAGUGGAUGAAUAUGAUCCAAAAGUUUGUGACUCAUCUUUACUAGUAGCUUACGUCUCCCAUGUAAAUGUACUUGUUUCUGUUUGCUGAAUAAAUGCGUGGAGACUGAUACAGUCUUCUCUACCCAGUGAGUUUCUUGUUUUUUUAAACGCUUGUUUGAAAUUUUGGGAUAGCAACCAUGGCAGAGUCUAAACUUUCUGUACCAGUGAUGUUACCACCACCUUAUGAUUUUCAAUUCUUCAUCAAACUACCAUUUUUGAAUUUGCAUCGUA
Papaver somniferum (opium poppy) is the source of this 2814-nucleotide messenger RNA. Its product is annotated as transcription factor bHLH155-like. The transcript has 12 exons. Gene Ontology annotation, biological process: regulation of DNA-templated transcription. The record is from RefSeq and is a predicted model, not a curated record. Bases 640 to 2496 code for a protein of 618 amino acids. NCBI's taxonomy places the organism in Eukaryota, Viridiplantae, Streptophyta, Magnoliopsida, Ranunculales, Papaveraceae. Gene Ontology annotation, molecular function: protein dimerization activity; DNA-binding transcription factor activity.